Molecule: messenger RNA, 2178 nt
Organism: Naegleria fowleri
Lineage: Eukaryota; Heterolobosea; Eutetramitea; Acrasida; Naegleriidae
Exons: 1
Coding region: 1-2178 (725 amino acids)
Molecular function (GO): phosphoprotein phosphatase activity
Source: RefSeq, a predicted model, not a curated record
AUGUCUUCAUUACAACCACCACCACCACCAUUAUCACCACAAACAAGCUCAGCAAGCUGUUCUGCUUCCAAACUUCCUCCUUUUGAUAUUUCAAGGCUAGUCACUCAAGCCAUUCUUCCUCAAUCCACUUCUACCUAUGAGGAGAUUCGUUUGGUGCCGAAUCUAUCAACCACAAACAACAUCAACAACAACAACAACAACAACUACAUGGAAUCACCUUCUGAAUCUUGUACAGUCGACUCUCACACCACCAGCAAUGAAGAAAUGAUCAUUGUUGAAGAAACAACCACAACCAAUGUCGAUAACACCAUUGUGGCCACCAUAGCUGCCAACGAAUCCGUCAAUGGUCCAUGUUCGGUUCUUGUUGGAGAUGUUGCUGUCGUGGACGAUGAUGACGAAUUGUUAUUCAGUGGAAGUCCUUCUGCUGCAAGUGAAGAGCAACAACAAGAAGACUUGCUUCUCUCAGAGAAUACUGGCAUGGCCUCUGAUUCGUCAUCUACCCCAAACGCACAAAGUAACAAUAAUUUGUACUCGAGCUCACUUUCAGUUUCGACUUCUCCAGCUGCCUCUGCAACAGGUGUCUUGAAUACUACUAGUAGUAGUAAUAAUAAUACACCUCGUCUCUCACCACGAACACUCUCGGCUGUGGAUACAGAACUCGAGAGUAUUUCAACCAUGACUACCGUGAAAACGACCAGCACCACCAAGAAGGUUGUCAAACGUCAUUCCUCUCUCUCUGCACAAACCAUGGAUAAGGCAAUGGAUCAAGCAGUCAAUGCUUCUCAGCAAACAAGUUCUAGCAAUUCAACUCCACAAAAACAAUCAUCAUCUCAACAACCACCCGAAGAAGAAUACACCACUCUCCAAUCCUCCACACCUAAAAAGAAACAAAAGAAGAAAGGAACUCCAGGAAGUAGCUCAAAACAAAUUCUUGGAAAUUUCUUCAAGUCUCUCAAAGGAUAUUUAUCAAGGAAGAGUAAGAAAUCAGUGAAUCAAUCACAAACAUCUUCCUCAUUGAAUGACAUGACGAAUGGUGCUCAAAAUAGUAGCUUUAAUCAAUCCUCCUCAUCACAACCAACCACCACUCAACAUCAAGGCACUGCCAAUGAUGCCGUCUACUUUAAUCCAUCCUUAAUUGUCACCCAAGCUCCAAAUCCAAAGAAUACCUCCACACAUUCCAUUAGCACCACCACUCAGAGCGAAACAGUCGAUGAUGCUGAAAUUAUUCGUACCACUACAACCACGACAACCACUCUGAGAAGAAAGAGUGUGAAUGACGAAGCUGCAAGCUCCAGUGACAACAACUUGGAAAAGAUUGAAAUUGAGACCGAGGAAGAAUUGCAAACCACCACCACGACAGUCACCACAAAGAAGAAGCGAAAAAAACAACUCCCUCAAUCCGGUAUCAAUGCUGAGCUCGCUCAACAACAACAACAAGUCUCAUACGAGACCAAAAAAUCUUCACACAAACACAUUCCUUCGUUCACCACCACUAAUGCCUCUACAGGUUUGAUCAAACCUCUGUUAGCUCCACAACGAUCUCACGUGCAAGGAAAAAAGACUCUUGUUCUCGAUCUCGAUGAAACUCUUGUUCACUCGGUCUUUGUACAUACUGAUCAGGCUGAUUUUGUAAUGCCCAUUGAAAUGGAUGGCCGAGUGUAUCAAUGCUACGUGUUAAAGAGACCAGGCGUUGAUGAAUUCCUUCGAGAAAUGGGCAAAUACUUUGAGAUUGUCAUUUUCACUGCCUCCCUCUCAUUGUAUGCCAAUCCUUUGCUUGAUAUUUUAGACAAGCAUGGUGUUGUUGAGGGACGAUUAUUCCGUGAGCACUGCACCAAGGUCGGUGACACCUACAUUAAGGAUUUGUCCAAGUUAGGACGAGAUUUGGAUCAAACCAUUAUUGUGGACAAUUCUCCAAGUUGUUAUGCCUUACAUCCUCAAAAUGCAUUGGCAGCUUCUACAUGGUAUGAUGAUCCUAACGAUCGUGAGUUGUAUCUACUCGCCGAUUGUUUGGUUCGAUUGGAACGUGAAAAGUAUGUCUACGAUGGCCUUCGAGCUUGGAAGGAACUCAUUUCAUCGAAUUUGAGUGCCGUGAAUGUUGCUGCAACCAGUUGUGGUGGAUCUGCAAUGACUGUGUCAUCCACUUCACAUCACCAUAAAGUAAUAAAGAAACGUCUGUAA